Rhizoctonia solani is the source of this 1338-nucleotide messenger RNA. Its product is annotated as major facilitator superfamily transporter. Gene Ontology annotation, biological process: transmembrane transport. Gene Ontology annotation, molecular function: transmembrane transporter activity. The transcript is spliced from 17 exons. The coding region runs from base 1 to 1338 and encodes 445 amino acids. The record is from RefSeq and is a predicted model, not a curated record. Gene Ontology annotation, cellular component: membrane. NCBI's taxonomy places the organism in Eukaryota, Fungi, Basidiomycota, Agaricomycetes, Cantharellales, Ceratobasidiaceae.
AUGGGACCUAUCGAAAAAGAGCAGACACGGAGUACCGAGAAUCAGUCACCCAAAUCUAUCUCAUCGGAGUCACCUCUGAAGUCCACUUCGACCGCGUGGAGUAAUGAUGAAGAGAGCCAACUCGUCAGAAAACUCGAUUGGCGAAUACUCCCAGUGGUCACGGUUCUGUAUUUGGCAAAUUUCAGGCUAGAAAAGGAUAUCGGUUUAGUUGGGUAUCAAUACAAUAUUGGGCUUUCACUUUUCUACAUCACAUAUGCCCUUUCUGAAGUCCCCUCGAAUUUGCUACUAAAGCGAGUUGGAGCGGAUAUAUGGAUUCCUAUUCUCGUUAUUGGAUUUGGGCUAGUUUGUUUCAGUACCGCAUUCAUCAAAAACUUUGCCUCGGCAUCCACGCUCAGCGGCGCAUUCGGGGGAUUGCUAGCUUCUGGGCUCCUCAAGAUUCCCAGGUUGAAGGGGCUCCCAAGUGGAGCAUGGCGUAACAUCUUUUUGGUAGAAGGUGCAAUCACGAUUGCCUUGGGCCUAGCAGGCUUCUACUUUCUCCCUGGUUCGAUCGAGAAAAAUAAAUUCCUGGACGAACGAGAGAAAAUGAUCGCUGUCCGGAGGCUCAUGGAAGACGAAGACAACGGAAAUACUGCUGGGUCCCAAGCGGUUCAAGGCGACUCAUGGUGGCGAGCCUUCAAGGACUUGAACACAUUGAUUUGUGGUCAGGUCUGUUUCCUUUUCGAUAAUAUUGUGGUUCAAGGAAUAUCAUUAUUUAUGCCUACUUUGAUGAAGAACAUGGGCUACUCGACCAUUCAAUCUCAAUUGCGCACGGUUCCUCCCUAUGUGGUUGCGUCCGUGUUCGCCAUCACAGUUGCGUAUGGUUCAUUCCGUAGUGGCCGCAGGGGUAUCUGGCUUCUAUUUUUUGCCCCGCUCGUCAUAUCGGGUCUGGCUAUUUUGUUAGGAACAGCGAACCCUCGGGCCAAUUAUGCAGCCAUGUUCUUAAUUGCCAUGGGUGCAUUUCCGCAAGGCCCGAUGCUACUAAGCUGGGCGACCAAUAAUUCUGCACCUAAUACAGUCAGGGCUGUGAGCUCAGCUUUAGUUGUCGCUAUCGGCACUAUAGGCCCAAUCAUAACAUCUUGGAUAUAUUUACCGGGCGAUUCACCCAGAUAUCGUAUUGCAAACAGCGUACAACUUGGUGGUCAGGUUACUUUCUUUGCGUUGGUCGCUAUCCUUAUGGUUCAUAACAUGCGAGAAAACCGCCGCCGGGCCAGAGGCGAGAGAGAUUACCGCUUGGACGCAUCCGAGCAAGAUAUUGCACGUCUGGGUUCGUUGCACCCCAAUUUCCGCCUCAUUGUAUAA